Messenger RNA from Coffea arabica (coffee), 3788 nucleotides. The record is from RefSeq and is a predicted model, not a curated record. NCBI's taxonomy places the organism in Eukaryota, Viridiplantae, Streptophyta, Magnoliopsida, Gentianales, Rubiaceae.
AAUUAUCCCUUUUUAAAAUUCUCUCCGUUCCUUCCCCUAACCGUCAACAUUUUCUCAUUCAAAAAAUGUCCGGUUGGCAGAUGCUUCUCCCGCCACUGAUGGCAAAAUCUCAUCUAUUAACCCCUUUCUUCAACGAAAUUGCUGACCAUUUGAUUCCACUGGCUAGUCUCGACUAGCAAGAAUGAGUGCCACAGCUGUCGCCGCCCUUGCCAUGGUGGAGGAAACCAUUCAUCAUGUUGACAGGCGUGCAGUUGCCAACCGCUGCGCUGCCCAACUUCAGCUGUGCUGCCCCCACAGCCCCACCUCAUAUACCCGAGCCCGCACCAUCCAUGGCCACAUGAUAACUUCUGGGUUCAAGCCGCGUGGCCACAUUCUCAACCGCUUGAUUGAUGUGUAUUGUAAAUCAUCUAACCUUGGAUACGCCAAGAAACUGUUUGAUAGAAUUCCCCAACCAGAUGUUGUCGCAAGAACCACUUUAAUAGCUGCAUAUUCUGCUUCUGGGAGUCCUAAGCUUGCAAGGGCUAUUUUUGAUGGGACACCUUUGCGGGUUCGGGAUACAGUUAUAUAUAAUGCUAUGAUCACCUGCUUUUCGCACAACGAUGAUGGCAAUGCCGCAAUUAGGCUGUUUAAUGAUAUGAGUAAGAAUGGUUUUUGGCCCGAUAACUUUACAUAUACAAGUGUAGUUAGUGCUUUGGCUUUAAUAGCUGAUCAAGAAAAGCAUUGCGGGCAGCUCCAUUGUGCAGUUGUCAAGUCUGGAACUGGCAUGGUAAUCUCGGUGAUGAAUGCGCUUAUAUCGGUGUAUGUAAAGUGUGCCGCAUCGCCAUUAGUGUCUGCCUCUUCUUUGUUGGGCUCAGCAAGGAAGUUAUUUGAUGAGAUGCCUGUGAGGGAUGAAUUGUCCUGGACAACUAUCAUUACAGGAUAUGUGAAAAACAAUGAGCUUGCUGCUGCUCGUGAAGUCUUUGACGGAAUGGAGGAGAAAUUGGUGGUUGCUUGGAAUGCAAUGAUUUCAGGAUAUGCGCACAAGGGAUAUUCUUCUGAAGCAUUAGAAAUGUUUAGAAGGAUGUGUCUGUUAGGCAUUAAGCACGAUGAAUAUACGUAUACCAGUAUCAUUAGUGCCUGUGCGGAGGCUGGAUUAUUUCUUCAUGGAAAGCAGCUGCAUGCUCACAUUCUACGAACAGAGCCCACAACUGGAGGGGAAUUUUCAGUCUCUGUCAGCAAUUCCCUGAUGACAUUCUACUGGAAAUGUAAUAAGAUUGAUGAUGCCCGUAAAAUAUUUGACAAGGCUGUUGUUAAGGAUCUUGUUUCUUGGAAUGCAAUCUUAUCAGCAUAUGUGAGCGCAAGAAGAAUUAGAGAAGCAAAAUCGUUUUUUGACCAGAUGCCUGAGAAAAAUUCUUUAUCAUGGACAGUUAUGAUAGCAGGAUUUGCACAAAAUGGGUUUGGAGAGGAAGGUUUGAAGCUGUUCAAUCAGAUGAGGUUAAAUGGUAUUGAACAGUGUGAUUAUGCUUUUGCUGGGGCAAUUACUUCUUGUGCAGUGCUUGCAGCUUUAGAGCACGGGCGACAACUUCACACUCAGCUGGUGCUGCUUGGUUUUGAUUCAAGCCUUUCAGCUGGAAAUGCAUUAAUAACAAUGUAUGCUAGAUGUGGUGUUGUUGAGGCAGCACACUUCUUGUUUCUUACCAUGCCCUAUGUGGAUUCAGUAUCUUGGAAUGCAAUGAUAGCCGCCUUAGGCCAGCAUGGACACGGCUGUCAGGCACUGAGACUUUUUGAAGACAUGCUGGGUGAAGAAAUAGCUCCUGAUCGAAUAACCUUCCUCACUGUUCUUUCUGCCUGUGCUCAUGCGGGUUUGGUGCAAGAAGGAAGCCGCCUUUUUAAUUCAAUGUAUGAGAAAUUUGGAAUAAGCCCUGGUGAAGAUCAUUAUGCGCGUUAUAUUGAUUUGUUGUGCCGAGCUGGAAAGUUAUUAGAAGCAAAAGAUGUAAUUCAUUCUAUGCCUUUUGAGCCUGGGGCACCUAUUUGGGAAGCUUUCCUUGCUGGUUGUCGAAAUCAUCGAAAUAUAGACUUAGGGGUUCAAGCUGCAGAGCGACUCUUUGAUCUGAUUCCGCAACAUGAUGGAACCUACAUACUCUUGUCAAACAUGUUCUCAAGUUCUGGUCGUUGGGAUGAUGCAGCCAAGGUGCGAAAAUUGAUGCGAGACAGAGGAGUUAAGAAAGAGCCUGCUUGUAGUUGGAUUGAGGUUGAUAACAAAGUGCAUGUAUUUUUGGUGGAUGAUACUGUACACCCUGAGGUACUAGCAAUUUAUGAGUAUCUAAAAGAGUUAGGACUGAGAAUGAGGAAACUGGGAUAUGUUCCAGACACAAGAUUUGUCUUGCAUGAUAUGGAGUCUGAACAGAAGGAGUACGCUUUGUCAACUCACAGCGAGAAGCUAGCAGUUGUUUAUGGCCUGCUAAAACUUCCUCCUGGAGCCACAAUUAGGGUUUAUAAAAACCUUCGCAUUUGUGGGGAUUGCCAUAACGCAUUAAAGUUCAUGUCACUCACAGAGCAGAGAGUGAUUAUUGUGAGAGAUGUGAAGAGAUUUCAUCACUUCAGGAAUGGUGAAUGCUCAUGUGGUAAUUACUGGUGAUAGGAGAUAUUCUUUCUUUAUCCACUGGUUUGUGAUUUCCUCCUUCACUGAAGGGCAUGGUAUCAGCCGGCUGAUGGAAGGGAUCAAACAAAGCAAUUUCUCAAGCAUGUCCUCAAAUGGUGCAAGAAAAGAGAGAAAGGAUGUUUCAAAUUUCUUUGGCUAGGGUGAUUUAUGAGGAGCAGAGGGAGAACAUUGUCUAGUAUUUAUGUAUUUUCAUUCCUGAUAUUGAAGAAAAGUGAAUAUUUUUUCAUGCAUUAAUGUCUACUUGGUAGAAGUGUGCUGCUGGAGCUUUCGACAUGAAAUAAACUGUCAGUAUGUUCGCUGCAACUUACCUGGUGUUUUUUUUUCCUUCCUUCCUUCAGCCUCUUGUUCAUGGAAUUGGAGGAAGCUAUUGAAGGUCAGGUCUAUAGCUAGGCAAUGUAUACAGAUGGUUAUUGGUGAUGGUCAAGCAACUUUUCUUUGGCAAAACUGGUGGCACCUUCUGGGUCCUUUACUGCAAGCGUUCUCUCCUCAAGUGUUUUAACUCUUCAAGAACUCUGAGAAGCCAAAAGUGUCCUCUAUUCUUAGUGGUGGUUCUGGGAAUUGGCCUCAUAGGAGAUAUCUGAGGGGUGAGGUAAUAUCUCUUAUAAAUGCUAUGCCUCCUCAACCGCUCCCUAUCCCUGGCUAAUCUGAUUCAGCAAUUUGGCUUUCUUCUGCUUGUCGAAUGUAUAUUGCAAAUCAGCUUUGAUGCAGUUAAGUGGUACCAAGUGCUCCUGUUCCUUGGUUUAAACGUGUAUGGGGUAAGAAGCAUGUCUCGCGCCUUGCUUUUAUCUUAUGGUUAGCCUGCAGGAAGAGACUAAAUACAAACGAUGGGCUCAUUUCUUCGGGUAUUGAAGGGGAACCAGGAUGUGUGUUUUGAUCUUCUGCAGAUGAGGAUCUGAAGCAUCUGUUCUUUCUUUGUCCAUUCUCACACUGUAUGGGAGACUGUGCAAAGAAAGUGUCUUUUAUAUAGAAUGGCAGAUAAUCUUGACACUGAGAUUACUUGGUUUGUAAAACACUGUUCAAACGCCUCAUUCAUAUGUUGCGGUAGAAGAGUCAUUUUAGCAGCAUCUGUAUACCAUUUAUGGAAGUUCUGUGAUACCCCAACUUUUAGGAUCAUCUUUUGUUUAGUCUCAAAGAGGAUAUUACGGUU